AAGUUGUUUCUGUAGAAGUCUUUACGAAGAUCCUAGCUCAGAAUCAGUUGCUCAUUCAGGGGAUGUUGUAGGUCAGCAGUUACGGUAAACAUAACCAAGAGUACUUUCCUCCUUACCAAAGAGAGAGAUGCUAGGUUAAUGCUACAGUUAAGUAGAAAAAAGGUUGGUUGUUUAUAAUCUCCACUAAAAUUUGCAGCAAAUCCUCUGCUGUUACCCCUUCUGGAAUCUAGGGUCUGAGAGAUGCUUGGUAGAGAGGAGGAAAGUUGCACCUGAGUUUAGGCUAGACCUGUCUCAUAGCCACCUCCUUAUGCUGAACGGGUUUCUGCAUGCUCUGAGUGGAGGUUUCUUAGUGUUAGGCUGGAUGUAAAGAAAUAAUAAUAAAAAACUUCAACAGUGCUGCUACUAGAAGGGAAGAAAGGUGAGAAAAAGAGUGUAGCUGUCUGUAUGUUUGUGUUGAAUGUUGAUAAUGUUGUUUUAAUUGGGUUGGUUUUGUUUGAUUGAAAUCACUUCUGAAUCCAAAGAUGACCAAAAAUUGCUCAGACAUCCAGGCCAGGUGUUUCUUCUUCUAAAAAUCUCUGAGUAAAACAGCUGAGCUCAACUAGAGGGGGUUAAAUUGUAAAGAUUUCAUAUAUAAUGAAUCAAUUUCCAAGGUGAAUUAUGUUAUGUUAUAGUCUACUGAACUUUGUACUUAUGGCUUUCACUGUAAUGUAAUGAUAUGGUAGCUUAUUUCCAGAUAAAAGGUAAGCAGCAGUGUGUCUGCUGACCACAUUUGUUGUUCUAUGCUGUGUGUGUUACGACAGAUGUGGUUGAAAAUUGUAUUUGGCUCCUAUUUAUUUUCCAUGGUUUCUUAACGGUGCAUGAGUAAGCCACUAGAUGGAGGUGUUACUCUGGUUGUGCAGCUGUCUACUGCUAAGCUGUAUUUCUUUAAAGGCUGUAAAGAUGUAACAUUGUACUUAUACCUGAAAAACAACUGAAUUUUUUCAUUUUUCCUUCCCCUGCUUACAUACAUUUCUAAAUAAAACUAUUAUUGUUCAGCCCAAAAGAGACAUUUGUGACUUAAAAUCUAGGUAGUUGAUGUAAAGACAGAUAAGGGAAGGAUUGAAAGGGCACGGUGAUUUGAUUUGUUUGAUUUUGUUUUUUUUCAGGCUAUCGUGCUAACACUUUUUCACUGAAAUAGUAUACAGUAGUGAAUAGUUCUGGAGAGAGGUGACUUUCCUUCAAGGUUUAUUAUCCUCAUUGCUUCAGAGAAGACUGAGACUUUGUAGACCUCUUUACUUUACAAAAUAUUGUUUCCUCUUUAAUCUGCAUGCACACACAAAUACACGUAUAUUGACAAGUUCUGUUGGAAUCUAAGGGCUGUAAUGUGUCUUGAUGACCUGGUCUUGCUAAUGGAAGAAAUUCCACAUAGGAACCUGCAAGCGCAGCAAUGCUGGCUGUUGCUGUCCUCACUGCCUUGAGGGUAGAGGGUCUGGGAUUCUUACUGCUGCUCUUGUCAGUGUUGGUGGAGCAGACAGGUGACUUGAGGAAUUGGUGUUGUAUGUUCACACAGAUGUGAUAAGUAAGCUUUGUAGGAAAAAAAAAAACAACAAACAAACAAACAAACAAAAAAAAAAACAAAAAAAAACAACAACAACCAAAAAAAAACCCCCAAAACAAAACCUAAGGCAUUGUAAUAGCUUUGACUCUGGUAUGACCCUCCUACUAUGUUAUCUUAUAAAGGGAACUUGAUAAAUUUGUAAAGACACAACGGUAUUUCGUAUUUGUGAAUAGUUUUGUAACUCUUUAGCACAACACAUGCUCCCUGCCUUUUCCUUACUAUGUGAGCAUGAGUUUUCCCAAUAUCCUUACUGGAGUGUGAAAAAAGGAGCAUCUCAUCUCCUUAACAAUCGGCUUUGGUCAUCAAGAAGAUAAAGCAUAAUAAUUUAAAGACUGGUUAGGAGUCCAAGUCCCACCUCAGAAAGAAAUCUGCUCUUGAGGCCUCUUACCUUGAGAACAUGGAAAUUAAAAUGUUUACUUCUGCAUGGGGUGGCUUCGCAUGUCCAGCUUGCCUCCUAAUGUAGUAAGUCUAAUCAUUGCCAGACGUGCUGGCUCCAAAGGAGAACCUGCAUUUAAAGUUGCCUGAUGAGGAGAAUGUAGUUUUCCUGCCUCAUGUUCAGGUGCAUGAUAUAAAUGUGUAUAGUGGUGGUCUGGGUGUGUGCCUGCACGGUGUCUUCACCCCGCUUGUGCUAGAAGCAGAGGCUCGCCUGAUCACGCUGAGUCUGUGCAUCUGCCUGCUUUUUUCUCUGUUCUAUUUUCACAACGCCUUUGGAUCUGCUGACCUGUUCUGUCAGGAUGUCUGGAAGAUAUUUCAAGGGAAUGGGCAGUCACACGCGCCCCCACUGAGAGGAGGUUAAUACCUGUGAGACGUUAGAAAAUCUGUCAGGGGAGAAUUCCAUUUUGAAUACAACAGCAACAAAAUGCUUGGAGCAGAGCUUUCAAUUUAUUAGAUUCUAGUUAGUUAUGUCACCAGAUAACCUAGCUGAAAUCUAGCUCUAUUGAUAGCUGUGCUUAUGAAAAGACUUGUUUCUUAAAAAACAUAUUGGUGGAAAAAACACUGAUGUAAUAAAACUAAUCUAUUCAAUGCAGGGGUUAUCUUAACUCCAAUGCUGACCAGUGGAGCACAUUUUUCCCUUACUUCUUGUUUGUGCUUGGACUGUUACAUAUUUAAAAACCUAGAGUGUAUAUGUUGUGUUAGUGGGGGGAAAGGGAAAGUGCUUGUAGUAAAUCUAGCUAGGAAUCUGUAGUACAGGUACCUAUUUUGAGUUUGGUGGAAGCGAGUUAAAGAGAAACUAAAUGUUCUUACAUGCGUUCAGAUCUCUAGAAUGGUAAUAUUUUUGGUUUCUUAUACGUAUGUUUUAAAUGACAGAUUCUAAGGGACUGUGUGACACUUGUAUUCCUAAAUAAAGCACAUACCCACUGCUGGCAGCUUUGCAAUCUGUAGCAUUUCGAUACUGAUAUUUUUGGAGGUUGCUAGCUGCAGUCCGUAACUAUACCUCAGCCAUUUAGCUACUGAAGCCAUCCUUUCCACCCGUAGGUUCAGAUGAUUCCCUGGAAGGUCUGAGAUUUAUCAGAUUUUUCUAAUGGCAGGCCUCAUAAGUCAGAUUGAAAGAUCUCAAAUAGCAUAUGAGUCAAAGCAUCAACAGCUUUAAAAUGUCACAAGUGGGACAGCUGGUCUUGCUAAGGGAAGGGGUGCUAACUCUGGGACAAGUGGUGUUUUAAAAUGAGCAGAAAGGGUCAGAUUUAAUAAAAAAUAAAGAAGAAAAACCACUUAGGGGCAUUAUGAAAUAAGCUGUGAUGGUUUUGCUGUUUUCGAACAUGAAAGUAUUCAAAUUUUGUUAACUUAUGAAUUGCAUUUACAGAUUUUAUGCAACUGAAAAUCUGGUAGAUGUGCUUAUUUGUCUUAUGUGUUGCAUGAAGGAGCAAAAAUUAAGCAGAGCAUCUAAUAAAUAUUGUUAAUGAUUAACUGCAUUUAUUCUCAAUCUGACUGUUGAAUGCAUGCACUUGGAGAAUCAAAGUGUAGUCCUGCUUUUGGCGUGUGUCUGCUCGUGCUACUUCAUAUGUUGCAGCUUUAUUCGGAAGCCAGUGUGGCUCUCUUGCAACUGAAUAACCCUAAGGGUUUCCAAGACCUGAGCAAGCAAGCAAAGAAGAACAUGACUAUAGAUGGAAAAGAACUGAUGCUUAAUCCUGCUUAUUUACUAUGGGACCUCAGCUCUGUCAGUCAGUCUAAACAGGAUGAAGAUAUUUCUGCCAGCCGUUUUGAAGAUAAUGAAGAGCUGAGGUACUCAUUACGAUCAAUAGAGAGGCAUGCCCCUUGGGUACGGCAUAUUUUCAUCGUCACUAAUGGGCAGAUCCCUUCCUGGCUUAAUUUGGAUAAUCCUCGGAUAACCAUAGUGACACAUCAGGAAAUAUUUCAGAAUGUGAGUCACUUGCCUACCUUCAGUUCACCAGCUAUUGAAAGUCACAUUCAUCGUAUCAGUGGCCUCUCUCAGAAGUUUAUCUAUCUCAAUGAUGAUGUUAUGUUUGGGAAGGAUGUCUGGCCUGAUGAUUUUUACAGUCACUCUAAAGGUCAAAAGGUUUACUUGACUUGGCCUGUGCCAAACUGUGCUGAGGGAUGUCCUGGCUCGUGGAUUAAAGAUGGUUACUGUGAUAAAGCCUGUAAUAACUCGGCAUGUGAUUGGGAUGGAGGUGAUUGCAUUGGUAACAGUGGGGGUAGUCGCUAUGUUGCUGGUGGAGGUGCAGUUGGAGGUAUUGGGAAUGGACCACCGUGGCAGUUUGGUGCAGGAAUAAGUGGUGUUUCAUACUGUAACCAAGGCUGUGCUAAUUCCUGGUUAGCAGACAAAUUCUGUGAUCAGGCCUGCAAUGUCCUUUCCUGUGGAUUUGAUGCUGGUGACUGUGGCCAGGAUCACUUUGAAGAGAUGUACAAGGUGACGCUUCAGCUUAAUCAGACCUACUAUGUCAUUCCCAAAGGUGAAUGUCUGCCCUACUUCAGUUUCAGCGAAAUAGCCAAGAAAGGAAUCGAGGGUUCGUAUAGCGAUAACCCAAUUAUCCGUCAUGCUUCAGUUGCUAACAAAUGGAAGACUAUCCACCUCAUAAUGCAUAGUGGCAUGAAUGCAACUGUGAUCUAUUUUAACCUUACAUUUCUAAAUAAAAAUGAUGAAGAGUUUAAAAUGCAGGUAGCUGUUGAAGCUGAUACUAGAGAGGAACCAAAACUGAACACAACUUCCGUUCAAAAAUCUGACUCUGAUUUUAAAACUAUAACUUCAAUACCAGAAGCUGAAAUGAUAUUUGAGGAUAUUCCUGAAGAAAAACGCUUUCCAAGAGUCAGGAGACGUCGAAAUGGCACAAAAGAGAGCCUACAUGAAGAGGUGAUAAUACCAUCAGUAAAUGUGUCUCUUCUUCCUGAAGAUGUUCAGCUAGCACUGCAGAACCUGGACUUAAAGCUACUAAAUGGUGAUAUCACUCUGAAAGGAUUUAACCUAUCCAAGGCUGCUCUCCUGAGACCUUUCCAUUUCUUAACUACAGCAAAGAGUAUUAUAGGCCUGGAAAAGAAGGGCCUGCAUAAUCAUUCAGAAGAUCAGAAGAACCGUACCAGCUGGCAAAAGCCUUAUAAUGAUGUUAACAAUGUCAAAAUAAAAACAAUAAGAGCAAAUGAGGAAGCUCCUUCAAGACUUACAGGAUCAAAGGAGACUGUUGUGACAAUGAACACAAAUAAACCUAUCUAUAAAGUAAAACCUAAAUCCACAGUUCCCUCCCAGAGCAUGGGAAAUAAAAAUGAAACUCGAGAAAAAGUAUUGAAUGCACUCAUAUUAAGAGAAACCCAGAAAUCAAAACAUACUGGGAAUUUAGAUGCUGGAGAAGACACACAGGGAAUGGAAGGAGGAAAAGUGCAUGUGCAGGUGGAUACAAAUGAAAGGGAGGGGCAAGUGGGGAGAAAAUUACAGUCUUAUGCUGGAAGCUACCAAGGCUUUUUGCCAUGGGAGAAAAAGAAGUAUUUCCAGGACCUUCUUGAUGAAGAAGAGUCAUUACUCAAGCAAAUGUCGUACUUUACUGAUGGUAAACAUGUUGGAAGGCAGCUGAAAGAUACAUUUGCUGAUUCCCUUCGAUAUGUAAAUAAGCUUUUAAACAGCAAAUUUGGAUUUACAUCUCGGAAAGUCCCUGCUCAUAUGCCUCAUAUGAUUGACCGCACAGUUAUGCAAGAGCUACAGGAUAUGUUUCCUGAGGAGUUUGACAAGACGUCGUUUCACAAAGUGCGGCACUCAGAAGAUAUGCAGUUUGCUUUUUCGUAUUUCUACUAUCUUAUGAGUGCGGUCCAGCCACUGAACGUUUCUCAGAUCUUUGAUGAGAUUGACACAGACCAGUCAGGCAUUUUAUCUGACAGAGAGAUUCGCACGCUGGCCACAAGAAUCCAUGAACUACCACUAAGUUUGCAGGACUUGACAGGUUUAGAACAAAUGCUGAUAAAUUGCUCUAAAGCUCUCCCUGCCAACAUCACUCAGAUCCACGUCAUUCCACCAACUCAGGAAGCUUACUAUGAUCCCAAUCUGCCUCCAGUAACAAAAAACCUUGUGACUAAUUGCAAACCUGUGACUGACAGAAUUCGUAAGGCAUACAAGGACAAAAACAAAUACAGGUUUGAAAUCAUGGGAGAAGAGGAAAUUGCCUUCAAAAUGAUUCGCACAAACGUUUCUCAUGUGGUUGGUCAGCUGGAUGAUAUACGAAAAAAUCCCAGAAAAUUCGUUUGCCUAAAUGACAAUAUUGAUCACAAUCAUAAGGAUGCUCAGACAGUGAAAGCAGUGCUUAGGGAUUUUUAUGAAUCAAUGUUUCCCAUACCUUCUCAGUUUGAACUGCCAAGAGAAUAUCGGAAUCGUUUCCUUCACAUGCAUGAACUCCAGGAAUGGAGGGCAUAUAGAGACAAGCUCAAAUUCUGGACCCAUUGUGUUCUAGUAACACUUAUUGUAUUUACAGUCAUCUCAUUUUUUGCUGAACAGCUGAUUGCACUUAAACGAAAGAUUUUUCCAAGGAGAAGGAUCCAAAAAGAAGUUGGUCAUGAACGAAUCAAAGUGUAGAAGAGCUUUAUUUUGGAGAUCAGUCUACCUCAAGAUGUGAUAAGCAUUUAAAAUCUCUCUCUCACAAGUGUCUUUUAUGGUUUGACAUUUAACUACGUUGUUAUGAGGAAAAAAAAAUCAUGCAUCUACAGUUAGGAUCUCCACAGUACUCUUCAUGAUAUACAGGCUGCUGGAGCUGUGACAAUGCAAAAGCAAAAAAAAAAAAUUAAUAGUUGCAGGAAAUCUGUACAUAGGCAGUUUUCAACACAUCUUACUUUACAACUGUUAGUUCUUGGCCAUGUUAUCCUUUUUUAUAAAAAGGGUUAACUAAAGAAAUGUAACUGCAUUUAUUGCAGUGGAUGUUGCCAACUAAAUAAAAUGUUGGAAGGCAAAGUUGUUUGGGAUCAGCUUAACAGGUCCUUGAUCUCGCGUUCCAGAACAUUUUGCAAAUUUCUGUUGUUGCUGCUUUUUUUUCAGCCCUAUGGGAAAAUUAAGAGUUAUGUAACUUGUCAUUUUAGAUUUAGGAUACGUUUAUUGAUGUUGACAUUCUUUAAAGCACAGUGACAAUUCAUCCCCCUAUUUGUAGUACUUAAUUGGGAUUUGGAAGAAAUACAUGCUAAUAAAAAAAUACACGGUAAUAGGACAACUAAAUAUUAUUUGAAAGAUACUUUAUAUCUGGUGCAUUAUAUUCCAAAGAAAACAAUGGUGUUACUUCUUGGCCUGAUUAUAAAGAGAGGAUUGUAAUUAAAUGAAAAUGAUCAAGGUAUAGUAUUUUACAAGCACUGUAAAUAUAAAAGCAAAAGUGCCUCUCUAUAUGAAUGGGUAACAAACUGUUUUAAUGUAGCAAUGUGCAGGAGCAGUGUUUCACUUCAGAAAAAUAUUCCUACUGACAUCUGAAGCUUUAGUGUUUCUAAAUUUAACAGGGUUCGGCCCUGUAUUUUGCUGAGACAUCAGAAUAGUGUGGUUUUAUGUGGGAAAAUACUGAAUCUUUUCAAGCAGAAAUUUUUGGUGGUAUAACUUCAGUUAAUUGUAAUAGCAGUAUUCAAAAAAGCAUUAAUUUUUGUAAUCAGAUGAUGUACAAAAUGUAUGUGCAUAUGUAUUGUAAGAUACUUGGAUUGCUUUGAAAUUAACUAAAAUGUGAUAAAAGUUU
Messenger RNA from Tyto alba (common barn owl), 7734 nucleotides. It is a transcript of the gene GNPTAB, whose product is annotated as N-acetylglucosamine-1-phosphate transferase subunits alpha and beta. Gene Ontology annotation, biological process: N-glycan processing to lysosome; carbohydrate phosphorylation. NCBI's taxonomy places the organism in Eukaryota, Metazoa, Chordata, Aves, Strigiformes, Tytonidae. The transcript is spliced from 15 exons. Gene Ontology annotation, cellular component: Golgi apparatus. The coding region runs from base 3531 to 6605 and encodes 1024 amino acids. Gene Ontology annotation, molecular function: calcium ion binding; UDP-N-acetylglucosamine-lysosomal-enzyme N-acetylglucosaminephosphotransferase activity. The record is from RefSeq and is a predicted model, not a curated record.